This is a messenger RNA of Ziziphus jujuba (common jujube), 2107 nucleotides long. Its product is annotated as pheophytinase, chloroplastic-like. The record is from RefSeq and is a predicted model, not a curated record. The transcript is spliced from 6 exons. Gene Ontology annotation, biological process: chlorophyll catabolic process. Bases 390 to 1958 code for a protein of 522 amino acids. Gene Ontology annotation, cellular component: chloroplast. Gene Ontology annotation, molecular function: pheophytinase activity. Lineage: Eukaryota; Viridiplantae; Streptophyta; Magnoliopsida; Rosales; Rhamnaceae.
UUGUGCAUCUGGUAAACCGAGAUUGGACUUGAUAUAAAACAAAUAUCUGAAAAUUAAUGAAUCAGAUUAUUAAAGGAAUAAAUAUUUUUUGUAAGCAUAAAAAAAAAAAGUGAAAAAAGACUGGAUUUUUCUUUUCACUUUCUAUUUUGUUUUUUUGUACAAACAGGGCAUAUUUUUUAUUUUCAAGAAAUAUAUAUUUUCUAACUCCUUUACAAGAAACAGUUUCUUUUCCUCUUUGGUUUCGAAAGGUAGAAGCUUUCAAGCAACUGACUUUCUCAGUAGAUUUGUCAGAAUCUUCUACAUACUUGGAGAAGACUGGAAUCUCAGAAACCUUCAACGACUCUAAUGAUUUUUUCUUCCUCGAAUUUUUGAGAGCUUAGAUUCUGGUAAUGGAGAUUCUUCCUUGUAGUUCUUCACCAUGCUGUUAUGUAAAUCUGAAAGGGAAAUUAGUGGCCAAAAGCUCAAAUACGAAUAAAUCCAAGCUUCAAACUUUUAGGAAAGGCAGAAUUUUGUUUGCUAAGAUUGAAUGUGUUAAUGGGUCUUUGAGAUUCCACAAUUUAGGUCAGUCUUUUUUAAGGAACCCUAAUCACCAGGGAGGUUUUGGGUCAUCAAAUGCCCAUCAAAGUGAUAAACACGUUGAUUCCAAGGUCUUGAGUGGAAGCUAUAAUGGUUAUGUGAUUGAUGGGGAAGAGGAUGCAAGAACUCUCUCAGAAACUGGGAAAUCAGGAACUAAGGUUUUGAUUCCGGGUUUGCCGGACGAAUCCAGUGGAGAAUCUGCAGCUCCAAUUCGUAGUUGCUUUUGGCAAUGGAAGCCCAAAUUCAAUGUCCAUUAUGAGAAAACUGGGUGUGAAAAUGUAACCUCUCCACCAGUACUGUUUCUUCCUGGUUUUGGUGUUGGUUCAUUUCAUUAUGACAAGCAACUGAAGGAUUUGGGUCGGGAUCAUAGAGUAUGGGCAAUUGAUUUUCUAGGGCAGGGCAUGUCAUUGCCAUUUGAAGACCCUACUCCUAUGUCUAAGGAAGGGGUUGCAUCGGAUAAGAAAGAUCAAGCGUGGGGCUUUGGAGAUGAAACUGAACCUUGGGCAAGUGAACUUGUUUACUCUAUGGAUCUAUGGCAGGAUCAGGUUCGAUACUUCAUAGAACAGGUCAUUGGAGAACCAGUCUAUCUUGUAGGGAACUCACUAGGAGGAUAUGUAGCUUUAUAUUUUGCAGCAUGCAACCCUCAUUUGGUUAAAGGUGUCACGUUGCUCAAUGCAACUCCUUUCUGGGGAUUUUUACCAAAUUCAAUCAAAUCUCCAAGACUUGCUAGACUGUUUCCAUGGGCUGGAACAUUCCCUCUGCCUUCUCGUGUGAGAAAGCUCACAGAAAUUGUUUGGCAGAAAAUAAGUGAUCCCAAUAGCAUUGCCGAGAUACUCAAGCAGGUGUAUGCAGAUCAUUCGACAAAGGUUGAUAAUGUGUUUUCUCGGAUACUUGAGACAACACGUCAUCCAGCUGCUGCUGCAUCAUUUGCCUCAAUUAUGUUUGCUCCCAAAGGACAACUAUCAUUUUGGGAGGCUUUGUCUAGAUGUCGAGAAAACAAUGUGCCAAUCUCUCUCAUGUAUGGGAAAGAAGACCCCUGGGUGAGACCUGUUUGGGGCCUUCAGGUGAAACGCCGAGUGCCUGAAGCUCCAUAUUAUGAGAUUAGCCCUGCUGGUCACUGCCCUCAUGAUGAAGUUCCUGAGGUUGUGAAUUAUUUAUUGCGUGGGUGGAUCAAAAACCUAGAAUCUCAUGGUUCAAUCACAUUGCCUCUGCUUGAUGACUCAGCAAAUGUCCAGUCUGACAUUACCAAGGACUUGGAAUUUGUCAGAGAUGGAGCAGCAAAAUCCGUGAGCGUACACUUCUUUGGAUCAGAAUUCUCACUUUGGAACCAGAUUAGUGCUUAUGUCAAAUCUCGGUUUGGGAACGUACAAUUGAAAUCUUGACAACAAAGUUGGCAGUUAGUUCUUCAAAGAUAGUGUAGAUUUUUUUAAAAUGUAUUAUAUCCUUUGAUUGAUAAUUAUAUGAAGUGAAUCAUUCAAUAGCUUAUAUUAUUUUGAAUGAUAAUGUAUAUGUUUCAAAGUUUAAAACCCAA